Helicoverpa armigera (cotton bollworm) is the source of this 959-nucleotide messenger RNA. RefSeq lists its product as uncharacterized. Gene Ontology annotation, molecular function: translation initiation factor activity; ribosome binding. Gene Ontology annotation, cellular component: mitochondrion. The transcript has 3 exons. The record is from RefSeq and is a predicted model, not a curated record. Bases 139 to 816 code for a protein of 225 amino acids. Lineage: Eukaryota; Metazoa; Arthropoda; Insecta; Lepidoptera; Noctuidae. Gene Ontology annotation, biological process: mitochondrial translational initiation; ribosome disassembly.
GUGAUGUCAGUCUUAUUAUGUAGUUUUGAUUCACGAUUCACCUUUUGUUGGAAAGACUUCACAAAAACAUCUUAAAAAGCACAUAUUUAUCUAGCAAUUAUAAACUUACAUAAGACCUUGUUAUUAAAGUAAUCAAAAAUGAAUUACUUUAACUUUAGUAAACUGGUGACGACUGUUAGCGUAAGCAGAUUAUUGGAAUGUCGAACUGCAACAACCAAAACAAUAAUCUCAGCUGAGGGAAAAGAUGUCCCGAAAAGGAAAAAUUAUGAGAACAGAAUAACUCUGAUUAGCCCUGAUAAUUCAGUUAGUAUAACCGACAUGAGGAAUGCUCAAAGUUUGUCUGUCAGGCGGGAUUUAAAGCUAGUUAAAAUUCAAGAUGUGGAUUCGAAAACCAGGCGACCUGUGUUCAAGCUAAUGACGAAUGCUGAAUACCAUGCUGAAGAGCUUUCGAGACGUAAGGAGAAACAGACAGCCCGGUUAAAUAAUCCGAACAAAGGUGAAAAGUUAAUGACUCUGUCCUCAAGGAUAGGAGAGCAUGACCUAAUGACUGGAGUUAGGAAGAUGAUGAAGCUUCUAGAGAAACAAUAUGAAGUUAAAGUCAUUAUUGCCGGUGAAGAUGCACAGGCUGCAGAUAAAUCUGAAAAAAUAUACCAUAUGAUAGAAACUCAAGUAAAGAAUGCCUGCAAAAUAGUUCAGAAGAGGAUGAAAGGUAACAGUUUAAGGUUUCAAUUGCAACCAUUGAGGGAAAGCGGCUCCCAAGGUAAUAACAAUACCACAGACUCCAAUCAAAAUGAUAAAGAAAAGGGCCCGCUAUGACUAGGAGUGUUCCUAGUAGCUAUAUUAAUCACUAAGUAUUGGAUAUACAAAAAAUAUUAUUUUGGCAAUGGUGACUAUGUACCAAAAAAAGUAACUAAGAAAUCAGAUUCUAUGAAUUUAGAGAUAUAAAUACCUAUAGCAUU